CUUGUAGUAACCUAGAACUACCGGUGCUUCCCAGUCCUCUGAUUAGGGGAUUGAUUAUGUGAUUAGGGGAUCAGCGAGGGAGGGGACGCGGACGCAAGCGCGUGCAUGCGUGCAGGGCAGUUCGUGGGUAAGCACUGCCACGGCGCAUUUACUUAAUGCAUUGCUGCAUUAUAGCAGCAUGGUGCCCCGCUUUUUAUACCUACAGUACAGUACCUAGGUACCUAGGUAGGUAGGGUCCAGUGGCGCUGAUUCACUGCCUAACCGCACUAGAACGUGCUAAAGAUACCCCGAACAUCCCCCCCUAUCUGAAAUCUGGCAGGGGUUCCCCGGGGUCGCAUCAUGCCUUAUAAUUGUUAUCAGCCAGAGUGACCGGCGGUCAGCACCGUUUUUAUCUGCUUUCGCGAUCAGGAAAAUGCUCGACAACCAAAAACUCAAUUAAACCAAAAGAGAGACCCGGGCAACCAGACUGUUCUGAUUUUGUUCAUAGCCGGGGUUUUUGUCAUUAUUGGCGCGCAAUGUUUUGAAAACCAUGGUAUACUAUCCAUCAUAAUACUGCCUAUCCUAUCUUGUCCUCGUCCGCCAUCUGAAGCGAGCGAGCGAGCGAGCCAGCGAGCCAGCGCACUUGGCCGUCCAGUGUGUGCGCCCGACCAACACGCUUCAAUGCUACAUCACCGAUUCACGCAGCGCUUGCAACGCCUGCGAAGACGCGGCCUCCACAAGUCGCCCAUCUUAUGGGUCGUGCUCCUUGGCGUCUUUUUCGAAGUCGUCGUCCAUUGCCUUCGCUUCCGAGUCCCCGUCCCCAGCCGUGAGCUCGACACCCCCUUUUACGCCACCUGCCAGGAACCCGAGGUCAACGCUCCCCGCGAGAAUGCCGCCAUUGUCAUGCUCGCCCGGAAUGAGGAGGUUGAACAGGCUCGCCAUUCUGUCGACAGUCUAGAGCGCCAUUUCAAUCAGUGGUUCAAGUACCCUAUUGUGUUUCUGAACGACGAGCCAUGGAGCAAAGAAUUCAUCGACGUUUUGAACGCCACCACAAGUGCCGAGACCAUCUUCGAAUAUGUACCAAAGGAAGAGUGGCUGUUCCCGGAGUGGAUAGAUGAGAACGAUGCUAAGGCCAGCAUUAAAGCCCAAGGUGAAGCCGGCAUUCUGUACGCCGGCAAGGAAACAUACCACCACAUGUGUCGCUUCUUUUCAGGAUAUUUUUACCAGGUCGAGGCCCUCAAGAAAUACAGGUGGUACUGGAGGUUGGAACCUGAUGUCGAUUUCUCCUGCGCCAUCACCUACGAUCCAUUCCGUGAAAUGGCUCGUCACAAGAAGGUCUACGGCUAUACCAUAGCUUUGUGGGAGGAGAAACGCACAUGUCCAACUCUCUUCCGCAAAGUGUCAGACUGGAAAGAGUCUCAAAACAUCGCCUCGACUUCCAUGUGGAAAGCCGGAAUAACCCCAUCUUGGGUCCCUUGGCCAUUCCGUAGCUCCCUGAGCUGGUUCUCGCACCGGGAUAAAUACGGAGAUGGGUGGAACACCUGUCAUUACUGGAGUAAUUUUGAAAUUGCAGAUUUGGAUUUCUUCCGUAGCGAAAGAUAUCAAUCGCUUUUCCGCAUGCUCGAUCAGGAUGGUGGCUUUUAUUAUGAAAGGUGGGGGGAUGCGCCAAUCCAUACACUGGCCGUAAAUAUGCUGGCUCAGCCGCACCAGAUUCACCACUUUGCCGACAUUGGCUACAGACAUGACACGUUUUACCAAUGCCCCGCCAAUGCGCCUGGAGGGCAGUUACCCGAGUCGAAGACAUUGAACAAGGCUAACGAGUCUUGGGCACCCGAGAUUGAGGGCGGUGUGGGUUGCCGAUGCGAGUGUGAUGGCAGCAGGACACGAAACAUCCCCAAUUUUUGUCAAAACAGGCUGAGGUCGCCAAAUACUAUGAGCCGUCCUUGGAGUACAUGGUUCCAAGAAUGGGUCUUUUUCUGAGUUACUCAUGUUUUCGAGCUGAGAGCGACGGAACCGGUCUGCAUAUAAAUGACAAAAAUGCGCGAGAUCGCCCGAUAUUAGGGUCACGCAUGAACCGCGAAUUGGGCCCCAGCUGGCUCACAAUGCAGCAUCAUAUCACAUUAUUUCACGGAACACGAC
Messenger RNA from Xylaria bambusicola, 2118 nucleotides. Its product is annotated as glycolipid 2-alpha-mannosyltransferase. The transcript is spliced from 3 exons. The coding region runs from base 661 to 1959 and encodes 432 amino acids. Gene Ontology annotation, cellular component: membrane; Golgi apparatus. NCBI's taxonomy places the organism in Eukaryota, Fungi, Ascomycota, Sordariomycetes, Xylariales, Xylariaceae. Gene Ontology annotation, molecular function: alpha-1,2-mannosyltransferase activity. The record is from RefSeq and is a predicted model, not a curated record. Gene Ontology annotation, biological process: protein N-linked glycosylation; cell wall mannoprotein biosynthetic process.